Molecule: messenger RNA, 1119 nt
Organism: Dothidotthia symphoricarpi CBS 119687
Lineage: Eukaryota; Fungi; Ascomycota; Dothideomycetes; Pleosporales; Dothidotthiaceae
Product: RNA-binding domain-containing protein
Exons: 4
Coding region: 1-1119 (372 amino acids)
Cellular component (GO): nucleus; cytoplasm; ribonucleoprotein complex
Molecular function (GO): mRNA binding
Source: RefSeq, a predicted model, not a curated record
AUGUCCGCCCCCGUCGACAGUGUCACCGCCCAGAUGGCCAACACCUCCCUUGACAACGCUCCUUCCACGGAGAACACCAGCGCGCAGCAGACCACGGCAGCCGAUGACGAGGCCGUCCGUGCCAGCGCCGCUGAGGGCAGGCGACUUUAUAUUGGAAACCUCGCGUACGCGACCACCGAGGGGGAGUUGAAGGAUUUCUUCAAGGACUACCUGGUCGAGUCCACGACCAUCCCCACCAACCCCCGCACCUCGCGCCCUGUUGGCUACGCCUUUGUUGCCCUGUCCACGCCCUCUGAGGCUGAGCGGGCCAUCGCCGAGCUCAACGGCAAGGCCAUCCUCGAGCGCAAGGUGUCCAUCCAGCUUGCCCGCACUCCCGAGGCCCACACCGAGGGCACUGGCAGCGGUGCUGAGGGUGCCAACGGCUCUGAGAACCGCCGCCGUGGCUCCACCCGGGGCCGUGGUCGCGGUCGUGGCCGUGGCGGUCGCGGCGGCCGUGGUGGCCGUGCUGCUGAGGGCGCUGAGGGUGCCGAGCAGAUCGAGCUCACCAACGAGUCCCCCGCGGACAGCACUCCCACAAAUGUACCUGGCCAAACUGUCGGCUUGACCGAGACAACGAACGAAGCGCUUACAUCCAAGAAGACAUCCGCGCCCCGCGAGCGUGCUGAGCGCAAGCAGCGUGGUCCCCCUGAGGAUGGCGUUCCGUCCAAGACCAAGGUCAUGGUUGCGAACCUGCCCUACGACCUGAAGGAGGACAGGCUCCUUGAGAUCUUCAAGGACUACUCGCCCACCCAGGCCAAGAUUGCCCUCCGCCCUAUCCCCCGCUUCAUGGUCAAGAAGCUCCAGGCUCGCGGUGAGCCCCGCAAGGGCCGUGGCUUCGGUUUCGUCACACUCGGUUCCGAGGAGCUCCAGCAGAAGGCCUGCGAAGAGAUGAACGGCAAGGAGAUCGAGGGCCGCGAGAUCGCUGUCAAGGUUGCGAUCGACUCCCCCGGCAAGGAGGACGACCACACAGAGGCCCCUGCCGAUGGCGAGGCCGCUGCCACUACUACCGAUGCUGCUGCCCCCACCGAGUCCGCCGAGAAGCCAGCCGAGCCCGCUGCUGAUGCCCCGACUGCCGCUUAG